This is a messenger RNA of Lampris incognitus (smalleye Pacific opah), 2916 nucleotides long. It is a transcript of the gene dnajb11, whose product is annotated as DnaJ heat shock protein family (Hsp40) member B11. Lineage: Eukaryota; Metazoa; Chordata; Actinopteri; Lampriformes; Lampridae. The coding region runs from base 83 to 1165 and encodes 360 amino acids. Gene Ontology annotation, biological process: protein folding; protein maturation. The transcript is spliced from 10 exons. Gene Ontology annotation, molecular function: misfolded protein binding. The record is from RefSeq and is a predicted model, not a curated record. Gene Ontology annotation, cellular component: endoplasmic reticulum.
GAAGGUUAGUGACUGACAGCAGGAAACCAAUCUUCAGAAGCCGGGUCUUCUUUUGGCCUUCUUCGAGAAGUACUGCUAUCCCAUGGCCGUCAAAGGGAUGAAUCUGUGCAAUGUAUGCCUUUUGCUCGUCUAUUUUAUUACGGCAGUGGUUGCGGGGCGAGAUUUCUACAAAAUCUUAGGGGUGAGCAAGAGCGCAUCCGUCAGGGACAUCAAGAAAGCAUACAGAAAGCUUGCUCUCCAGUUACAUCCCGACAGAAACCAAGAUGACCCACAAGCUCAGGACAAAUUCGCAGAUCUGGGGGCAGCUUAUGAGGUACUCUCGGAUGAGGAGAAAAGGAAACAGUAUGAUGCGUAUGGAGAGGAUGGUCUCAAAGAGGGUCACCAUAGCUCACACAACGAUAUCUUCUCCAGCUUCUUUGGGGACUUUGGAUUUAUGUUUGGCGGUAACAGACAGCAACAGGACAGGAACAUCCCCAAAGGAAAUGAUAUUGUACUCGACCUGGAGGUCACGCUUGAAGAAGUGUACUCGGGAAACUUUGUUGAGGUUGUACGUAACAAGCCCAUAGCCAAAGAAGCUCCCGGCAAGAGGAAGUGCAACUGCAGACAGGAGAUGAGGACGACACAGCUUGGACCCGGCCGCUUCCAGAUGACUCAGGAAGUCGUGUGUGACGAGUGCCCAAAUAUAAAGCUGGUAAACGAAGAGAGAACCCUGGAGGUGGAAAUUGAACAGGGAGUGAGAGACGAGAUGGAGUACCCUUUCAUCGGAGAAGGAGAGCCACACAUCGAUGGAGAACCUGGGGAUCUUCGUUUCCGCAUCAAAGUUUUAAAACAUCCCUUGUUUGAGCGUCGAGGGGAUGACCUUUACACAAACGUCACCAUCUCUCUGGUGGAAGCGCUGGUUGGCUUCGAGAUGGAAAUCACACACUUGGAUGGACACAAGGUUCACAUAGUAAGAGACAAGAUCACCAAGCCUGGGGCUCGCGUGUGGAAGAAGGGAGAGGGCCUACCCAACUUUGACAACAUCAACAUCCGUGGCUCUCUCAUCAUCACCUUUGAUGUGGAGUUCCCCCAGAAACAACUGGACGAACAGCAGAAAGAUGGUAUUCGAAAUCUUCUCAAACAGGGCUCUGUACAGAAGGUUUACAAUGGACUACAGGGAUACUAGCACAUACAGGAGCAGUCUGGACUGUGUUAGCUGAUGUACACACAUUCACACACAAAUGGUCAUUCAACAGGUGUUUGCUCAAUUAUUGGGUUGGGAUGUAUUUAUUACUUUCUGGUGGUUCUCAGGAUGGCUUGACUUUGAUUUUGUUUUUACUUUUUAAUGUUCUACAUUUUGCCAACAGUAGCACCUGUUGAUGUUAUUUUAUUUGAAGUGUAUCAUUAAGAUGCCAUCCCUGUUGUACUUUCUUUGGCCCCUGUUUCUACUGCCAUCGGUCCAUUUUCUCUCCCUUCAUUUGCCUCAGAAUACACAUACAGUCUACUACUGUAUCAACCAUUACACUAUUCUGGGGAGCCAGUGCCCAGCCGUUCUGCAACAAGCAAGUCCGCCAGAUGAUUGACAGCAGCGCUACACAGAAACUGGAAAUGUAAAAGUUCAUCUGUACACAUUUCUAGUCGAAAACUUCCACCAAUUUCUGCAGGACCUGAAGAUUUUCUCAUUUGGGUCUUUUUUUAAAAAUAAGUUUUAUGAAGAUGGAGUUGAUAUGGUUUCCAGCAUCCUCUUUGCUUUGGCGAUGAUCAGAGAAUUCAGAGUUUAUAGACAUAAAAAGUGCACUGUGAAAUGAUUUUGCAAUCACAUUGCAUUAAAAUAUUCGGAAGACUUCAGCAUUGAAGAGAAUACUUGUUUCAAAUCUCAUAUCUUAUCCAUAUCUUAAAGAGAGAGCCUGUGUUGGUAUAUUCCUGUGCUGUGGGCAAGAAACUGCUCAGCCAAAAGUGCUAAAAACCUGAAGAUACGAAAUCUAUCCCAAAAAGAAUGAUCUGUGCAGAAAUGCAGGUCAGGUGAAUUGGCCGUACAAAAUUGUCCCUAGGUGUGAAUGCGUGUGUGUGUUUGUGUGUGUGUGUGUGUGUGUGGGCCCUGUGAUGGCCUGGCGGCCUGUCCAGGGUGUCUCCCCGCCUGCCGCCCAAUGACUGCUGGGAUAGGCUCCAGCAUCCCCGCCACCCUGAGAGCACGAUAAGCGGUUUGGAUAAUGGAUGGACGGAUGGAAGUUUUAUGAAUGUAGAACAGCUUCACAAAGUGAGGGAUAAAAUGGCUUUUUUCACUCUGCCAUCCUUGGUUGGGCUUCUGUGUACUAUUACUUUGUAAAUAGGAAGGAACAAAGUGUCCUUGCUCAUCGCAUUUUGUUGGACUUAUUUAUGUUGCCGCUUUGCUGUCUUCAACUGGCCAUGCUAUGAAGCAAGGCCUAAUGAUGUCAGUAUUUCCUCCAGGACUGCUGUGGUGAGAGUUGACCUCCUUUGUGUAACAGUGGACUUUUAUCAUGGGAUAAGAAUUAACAUGUCCUCCGUGCCCACGCUAGGAUUGUUUCUUACACAAACACACAUACACCCACCCUUGGCUACCUGACUCCCUCCCUCUGGACUGAUCAAACCUCACUUAAACGGACUUAAGACCACAAUGCAUCACCCUUUCUUUUUAAAGAAUUGUUGGCUGCAUCAAUUUGAUAUCCACAUGUUCCUAGCUCAGUGCGUUUUAUCUUCUCUUUCUCACGCUCAGGCGUGACUGAAUAAAAUCUGUUUUUCAUGGGUUGUCAUAUUUUCGGUCCAUAAACUAUGGGACAGCAACACUGCCUCCAAAGUCCAUGUGACUAUCAUGGGCAUAAUUGUGAAUGAACUGGCCAUUUUACAGAGUGUUACGGUGUGGGGGCGAGGGAAACAUGUUUUUGUGAUGGACAAUUCGAAUAAAAAAAUCUUUUUAGA